Messenger RNA from Hippoglossus stenolepis (Pacific halibut), 2955 nucleotides. RefSeq names its product plakophilin-1. The record is from RefSeq and is a predicted model, not a curated record. Gene Ontology annotation, biological process: cell-cell adhesion; intermediate filament bundle assembly; cell-cell junction assembly. Bases 162 to 2369 code for a protein of 735 amino acids. The transcript is spliced from 13 exons. Gene Ontology annotation, molecular function: cadherin binding. Gene Ontology annotation, cellular component: adherens junction; plasma membrane; cytoplasm. NCBI's taxonomy places the organism in Eukaryota, Metazoa, Chordata, Actinopteri, Pleuronectiformes, Pleuronectidae.
AGUUCAUGACAGUACACCUCACGUCUUGUUGGUGCAUCGUGCGCGCGGGGCGCGGCCUCGUGGCACGGGGCGUACAGGGCAAGGUGCACUUCUCUUUCUCACACAUCCCCGCCGCUCCAGGCAGCUCAGCUCCGGGUGGAAAACACUGACGAAGAAGCAAAAUGACGAGUCUGGAUCCGCUGAAGUCCGUCAUCUCCAUCGGGAACGUGGACGACACGUCUCUCGCGGUCCCCUCCGAGAACCAGUGCAGCUCCGGGAACCAGCGCGUCCUGGAACAAGUGCAGUCUCUCCGGAGAACCAAGUCCCGAAAGUCCACCACCAGCAGCAGCAGGAGCGGCUCCAGCUCCUUCUCCCCGACAAGCCCUUCCUACGAGUUUGUGUUUGCUGAUCCUUUGAAGACUCAGUUGACCUCGUCCAAUGGAAGCGUUUUCUUUGGAAACGGCUUGUCGAAAAGGCUCAGCUUUGAGAAAAGUAUGAAACAGCAAGUUGUCAACAACUCCAAGGAAUCAACCGUCAGGAGGAAUCCAGCAGCCGCUGCCUUUCAGUAUGAGAAGAGGAGUUACGCCACCCUCGGCACCAUGGCUGUCAGUCAACCCAGCACCAGCCGCAGCGAGCAUGAUCUGGCCCGGCGGCGCACCGUUGCAAAUCACUCCUCUGUGCCUCUGCAGCGAUUGCCCUCCAGCAAAGGUACCAUGAGGGCAGAGAGGCCCUCCAGUCAGUUUAUUGCCCAAGGCUCACGCCAAAGUGUGUACACCAGCAACGGCACAUUUCCGAUGAAAUCCGUGAAGCUGUUGAACAGCAGCCAGCCGGAUGGGCCCGUAACGCAUCCAUGGCCGGUGGCCCCUGAGAUCACAACCAAGACUAGAGAAGUUUUUGGGUCGAACGGGAACAGUGGCGUUGCGGACAUCACCAUGAACGAGGCUGUGUCUUGUCUCUCCAGCAACGAUGAGACGCAUCAGCACUGCGGAGCUUCCUACAUCCAGCACAACACUUUCAUCAACGACCAUGCGAAAGAGGAGGUGUUGAAACUCAACGGGAUCCCUCCUCUGGUGGCGCUGCUGCGCAGCCACAAUUCUCUGAUCAGCGAGACGGCCGCGGCCGCGCUCCGUAACCUCUCCUUCAAGAGCAACAGCAGCAAGGAGGCCAUACAUCGCAGAGGCCUCACAGAGGUCGUGGCUCUGCUCAAGGAAACCGAUUCUUUGGAUCUGCAGAAACAGCUGACAGGUCUCCUGUGGAACCUGUCGUCUGCAGACGAGCUGAAGCCCGACCUGCUGAAGAGUGCGUUGCCUGUGUUAAUGGAGCGUGUGAUCCUGCCUUACACGACAGGUCCUGACCAAACCAACAGUAACAACCAAGACCCUGAGGUCUUCUAUCACGCCACCGGGUGUCUGAGAAACCUCAGCAGUGCAAAGCAAAACCACCGACAGGUGAUGAGAAAGUGUCGAGGUCUGGUCGACUCUCUGGUCAGUUACAUUGAAGAGUGUGUGGAGGCAGGGAAACCAGAUGAUAAGUCAGUAGAAAACUGCGUGUGCAUCCUGCACAACCUGACGUUCCAGCUGGAGGCCGAGGCUGCGACUCUGUUCAGCAAAAUCACGGCUUUGUCCAAGACCCAGAACCGCAGCAGCAGCAGCAGCAGCCAGGACGACGCGGCCCCCAUCGGCUGCUUCAGUCCACAGAGCAAAGCUCCAGAACAAGAGCGCCAGUUAGACUACCCCGUGGUUGAGGAUCCGCAUCCGACCGGGGCGGGCUUGCUGUUCCACUCCAAAACCCUGCUGAGUUACCUGAACUUGCUCGACACCAGCCAGCGAGCUGACACACAGGAAGCCUGCUGUGGAGCGCUGCACAACCUCACCGCACACGAAGGCAUUGUCUCCAAAGUAAUGGGACACACCAUUGUGAAGAAGCUGAAUGGCCUGCAGGUUAUCGCUCCCCUUUUAAAGUCAGACAAAGCCAAUUUGCAGAAGAGCGCUGUGGCCCUCGUAGGAAACCUGACCAAUAACCCAGGCCUGCACAGCGCCGUUGCUCUUAAAUGUCUCCCGGAGCUGGGGGACAUCAUCAACGCCGGCACAGAGGAAGGGAACGAGUCUGAUGACACCCUGUCCAUGGUCUGUCAGGCCACUAACUGCCUGGUCAUGAAGGCACCUGACAUCGGCAAAAAGCUGUUGAACAGGACCACGAUAAACUCACUGGGAGAUCUCAGCCAAAACAACUAUUUACCCAAAACCAGCAAAGCUGCGUCGCUGUUUCUCUGCAACCUGUGGUCAGACAAAGAUCUACAAAGCUUCCUGAAAAAGCAAAGGAUGGGAAAGCCUUUAUUCUUAAAUGACUACACCAAGUCGGCACUGCAGUUGGUUCAAGAUGGACAUUAGCCGGUCGUCUUUUACCGAGGCAACUCUCCUGCACAGGUCGUACAUGCACAGGCUGAGCAGCAUCCUCUCUCAUUUCAUUUUUGGAAUCCAUGUUUCCAUAUAAUCCACGCAUCAGUCAUGAUUACACAGGCCUGUAUUUGCUGUAAGGUGACUCUCUUUAUAAGAAAACUGGUGAAGGUUGAAAACUAAAUAUACUGUCUUUGCUUGAAGAUUUGAUUUGCUUGUUUAGGUUUUAAAAGUGGAGGAAAUUGUGUGUGAUAUGGUAACAUUAGCUUGUUUUACUACAAAUAUGAGGGUGACGUCUUUAAUUUUGCACAGAAAUUGUUUUAAUAUGAUGACAGAAGAUUGUAAACUUUGUUUGAUAGAGAAUGAACACAUGGAUAAUGGAGCAUUUUGUAUUUGUAGAGCUUAUGUGGUUUCUAUAAGAGCUAUGAAUUUGCCUUGAUUUUUUUGUGUUUACAUUUGAUAAAAACAACUCUUGUUGGUGGGAUAUGCAUUUUCAUAUGUGUGAUUGGAAAGUGAUUUGCUUGUAUUGUCCCAAAAAGUGGCAAUAAAGAAAUAUGUUCUCUUUGAGCUGCAAAUGUGA